ACCUCCGGAGCUACGGGCACCUGGUACCUUCUCGCUUCCUGUACUCGUAUCUACAAGUACAACUUUUUAGUUUCAACCUCACCCACUCGUGUCGUACUUGCACUUGCACUUGCACGUUCGUUGGUUCCAUUGUGAAUUGGUCAUGCUUACAUGAACCCUCCUCCUAGCCUCGCAUGCAGCUGGUUGUCUGGUCAUUUUCCUUGAUAAAGUUCCGAAUCGCCGUAUGAGGCGGUACUUUUGGGUUUUGUCGAGUCUGAGUCUGAGUUUGACUAUUCUUAUGGUGGCGAUUGCUCUGGCAUCGGUUCUGAGAAGCCAUAUCACCGGUCUUGCCGCGUCAAUGUUGAACGUUGCGUAUAGUCUCUCGGGGAAUUUACCUGGUGUUUUCGGUCGGCAAAAGGCGGCGUUGGCGUUCUAUUCGAGUUCGAGUUCGGGGCUGUCCACUGCAGCUACAACUGCAUUUGCACCAACGUCGCUAUCGACCGCGUCAAGAAUAUCGCAAGCGCAGGUUUCGUCGAGUGGCGCUGAGAGGUCGAGCAAGUCGAUCUCGACAAUGACCACGCCCGAACAAAACGGCGCCAUGCCGGAACCACCGCUAGACAGCACGCAGGCGGCAAAACAGCCUGAGCUGCCGAAACUCUCGGCUGAGCAGUUUCGAGUGUACAAUCGGCUGGCUGUUAUGAUGAAUCAGUAUCACAACCAUUUCCGGUAUACCUGGAACAUGCUGUACAAGACCUGCACAUCCGGCAGCCGGCCAGCGAGUAUGUCGAUCCGGGGCUUCAUCUCCCAGGGCCUGCAUCUGUGCCAGGCACUCACGAUCCACCACACGAUUGAGGAACGACAUGUGUUUCCCGAGCUCGCCGAACGGAUGCCGCUCUUCCGCGAGAACGAUCAUCUGAUCGCGCAGCAUGAACUGAUCCAUGAAGGCCUGGUCAAGAUGGAGAAUUACUUGGACGCUUGUCGGACCGGAGAGAGGGAGUUGAGGCUCCCCGAGUUGAAGGAAGUGAUGGAUAGUUUCGGUGAGGUGCUGUGGACACAUCUGGAUGAUGAGGUCGAGCAGUUGGGCGCGGAGAACAUGAGGAAGUAUUGGACUAAGGAGGAGAUAUUGUCGAUGAACUGGUAGAUUUCUGGUCAAUUGUUGGGCUACGCCAAGGAGUCAUGGCAGUGGGUUGGGUUCCGAUCAUAUGCUGAGCGGAGAUAUCGUUGCCUAGAGGGCGCGAUCCUGUUGUCAAGGCGUUUGGUAGAUAUGUUUUAGAUCUUAAGAAUGAUACACUUUGGCUCGGCUAGUCGGCCCAGACGAGAGCUGGC
Molecule: messenger RNA, 1305 nt
Organism: Exophiala xenobiotica
Lineage: Eukaryota; Fungi; Ascomycota; Eurotiomycetes; Chaetothyriales; Herpotrichiellaceae
Exons: 2
Coding region: 224-1120 (298 amino acids)
Source: RefSeq, a predicted model, not a curated record